CCUGUCACGUGACCCACGGUCUACAUGCGUCUAUAAAUUCACCUCCAUGUAGUAGGCUUGUCCUUUCCUAACGAAGUUGCUGUGUCUAAUCUACCAGAUCAUCUGCAACUUCUACCAGCAAUAAUGUCAAAAGACCAGGCUUUCGUGACGUUGGCCACCAAUGAUAACUAUGCCAGAGGAGCCAUGGUCCUGGGCAAGUCCCUGAGGAACCACGAGACAACCAGGAAGCUGGUGGUGAUGAUUGGACCCCACGUCUCUGAUCCCUGCAAGGGAGUUCUUCACAAGAUCUUUGACGAGGUACUGUUGGUGGAUGUGUUGGACAGCGGAGACGCAGCUCACCUGGCCCUGAUGGAGAGACCUGACCUGGGAGUGACCUUCACCAAGCUACACUGCUGGACCCUCACGCACUACUCUAAAUGUGUGUUCAUGGACGCAGACACGCUGGUGGUACAGAACAUAGAUGAGUUGUUUGACAGAGAGGAGCUUUCUGCUGCCCCGGAUCCCGGCUGGCCAGACUGUUUUAACUCUGGUGUGUUCGUGUUCCGACCCUCCAACGAGACGUACGGCAAACUGCUCCAGUACUGCACAGAACACGGCAGCUUCGACGGUGGAGACCAGGGGGUCUUGAAUGGCUACUUCAGUAACUGGGCAACAGCAGAUAUAUCAAAACACCUCCCCUUCAUCUACAACCUCAGCAGCAUAGCAAUCUACACCUACCUUCCAGCAUUCAAACAAUACGGUGGCAACGCCAAGGUGGUCCACUUCCUGGGUCAGACCAAACCGUGGAGCUAUACGUACGACCCCACGACCAAGAGGAUCAGCGGGGACAUCCAGGAGACCUCCGCACAUCCCAGCUUCCUCCUGGACUGGUGGAUCCUCUACUCUUCCUCUGUGGUGCCCAUGAUGACAGAGGGAUAUGGAGACCAGCCCUUCCACUCUGGCUGUGUGGAAGUCAGUCUAGAAGGAAGCAGCACGUGUUUCCUCCCGCAGGAAAGCGGCACGUCCCAUGACCCCCAUCACAGCGAGCCAUGCAUGCCAACCGAGACAUCGGAGGAACGCAAGCAGAAAUGGGAGCAGGGCCAGGCGGACUACAUGGGAAUGGACUCGUUCGACAAUAUCCAGAAAAAGCUUGACGCUUUUCUCAAAUGAAGGUCGACAAGGGAUCACUUAGUUUGACAGAUUGGUUUAGUUGUUUCUCCCCCCCCCCCUUACCAAUAGUUGGUUCUCUACCCACACCAGCUCCUAGGAUUACAGCAGAAACAUUCUGACAUCGUUGACAGAGCUCAUAAACUAUACAUUACUUGUGUAGUAUGUUUAGGCUGUCGCAUACUGUAAAGAUGCCCACACUGUGAAGCACAAAUUUGUUGACACUCAUGAUUAAAAAAAAAAAGUUGGGAAUUGCUGUAUUUGUGAAGCGAAUUUAAAAACUGCAAUAAAAUAUGGCCUUGCCAGAUAUAUGAA
Messenger RNA from Salmo salar (Atlantic salmon), 1461 nucleotides. RefSeq names its product glycogenin-1. The record is from RefSeq and is a predicted model, not a curated record. NCBI's taxonomy places the organism in Eukaryota, Metazoa, Chordata, Actinopteri, Salmoniformes, Salmonidae. Gene Ontology annotation, molecular function: glycosyltransferase activity.